Oryzias latipes (Japanese medaka) is the source of this 1875-nucleotide messenger RNA. Its product is annotated as endonuclease domain-containing 1 protein-like. The record is from RefSeq and is a predicted model, not a curated record. Gene Ontology annotation, molecular function: nucleic acid binding; metal ion binding; hydrolase activity. NCBI's taxonomy places the organism in Eukaryota, Metazoa, Chordata, Actinopteri, Beloniformes, Adrianichthyidae.
AUUACAUUUAGUUACAUGUAUAAGUUAUAUCUGGCCCUUUGAGGACAAACGCUAUGCUGAUGUGGCCCUCAGAGAAAAUGAGUUGGACACCCCUGAUGUAUUGACUUUAUGGGAUUUUGGCGACACUUUGGAGACACUUCCUGUUUGAAAAGCAAGGGGGAGGGGUCACUGAAAGUGCUAAAUAUUUAGCACUUUCAUAAAUGUUUAAAAGAAAAAUGUUCUAUAAGACCCUCUUAAUAACUACCAAAACAUAAAGCAUAUUUCUCUGAGCAGACAGUGGAACUGUGAGGGUUUUGGUCAGUAGAAAACUGGAUCAAAAGGCUCUUUUAGUGCUAAAGGUUGCAGCCCCCUGAUGUAGCCCACCUGAGUUCAGAGAAUUGAAAACCUCUUCCUGCUCAACUUCCUUUGUGGUCACAGACAGCAGAUAAAAGAGGCGUUCUAAUUUUUUCUCACAGGACGUUUGAAUUCAUCUGUGAAGCUGCAACGGACAAACACAAAGAUGAUGUUUCUGCCUCUGGGGUGUUUUCUGCCCCGCACAGCCUUCCUCCUCCUCCUCCUCUUCUUCUUUUCGUCUUUCAGGCCCACACAAACUGAAGUAGUGAGGUCCAUUUCAGACUGUGCCGACUUCCUUCUGAACCAAAGUCCUCCUCAAAUUCCAAACAUCCUGGAGGACGGGGAGAUCCUGGACCAGAACCGAUACAAGCCCAUCUGCCAGACCUACAGGAACACCAGAACCUUUCUGACGCUUUAUGACACCAAAGAAAGGAUCCCUGUGUUUUCUGCUAUCAGGGUUGGUCAAGACCAAAACUCUGGAAAAAGACCCAAAAACUGGAUGAUUGAACCUCAGCUUGAAAAUAAAUCUGCUGACAAGAACAUGAAAGAAGACAAUAAAAGACGAGGAACCUACGGACACCAGGCCUCCGAUUUAGAUUACAAAAACAGUAAAAUAUAUAACAGAGGUCAUUUAUGUCCAAGCUCCUACGCCUCCAACGAAACGGCCAGAACCUCCACCUUCACCCUGACCAACAUUGUUCCACAAGUGCAAUCGUUCAACGGUGGAAGCUGGGAGAAGAUGGAGAAAUGCGUCAAAUGUUUCAUGGAAAAGUUCUGCAAGAACAGCCGCGGUGCUACUGAAGGCUUCGUGGUGACUGGAGCACAGGCCGGUACCGAAAAACUCAAGAACCAGGUCAACGUUCCCUCCCUGAUGUGGUCGGCGUUCUGUUGCUAUAGCAACAACAACAAAAAGUGGUUAGCGGGUGCGCACUGGGGUGAGAACGUCGCUGAUAAGUCCAAAGACGAAUCUCUGCAGACAAAGAGUCUGAACGAUCUCUACGAGGAUCUGGGGACACCAACCUUCAACGUCUUUCCUGGAACAGAGUGUCCUCUGGGGACGACCGUCUCCAUGUUUUACCCAAAGUUAGACAAGUCCUGCAAAUGCCCCCCGCCUACCUUCAAGCAAAGGAACAAAUGGAUAGGCUAGACUAUUCUCAUCUGUGGUUAAAGAUGCAUAGCUUCUUCUGGGGGGUUUAUCUCCCCUAACCCUUUCACACCAGAGCUUUAGCUCCAGCGUCCACGUUCUAUUAACUAACCAAACUCCUCAACCGUUUACGUAACAAACGUAUUUCCAACUGAAGCUGAUGCUGCUUUUCCUGUCGUCAGAAUCUGUUGGAAUUAUGUUUAUGUGCUUUAAUGGUCGAAAAGUUACAAUAUUGUUGUUUUGCCGUCGGCGGCGACAGCUCUGAUGUCAAAGGGUUAUUGACAGCUCGGAACAGAAAUGUAAAACUGUGAUAAAAUGUUCCAAAAAAAGAGACGCCUGUUGUUUUCUACUGCUGUGCUUGCUUUUAAAAUGUGCUGAAUAAAGACGGAGUUAAACUG